GCGAUACACUGUAAUUAUCAUCAUACUUAACUGGUUUCAAUCCACACAGGGUGGGGGGCAGCCUGCUCUACAAUACGUUGCUUGUGGCGUGAUUAGUUUUGUUGCUGUUCACUGUUUGUGGAAUGUAGAAGUAAAACAGGGUGACAACAAUCAGCCGAUGAGUGAAGUGUGGGAUUGGAACAUGUAUGGAACCAAACUGAAGUUUCAUGGAUGGUUUAUUAACACUGCCAAUGAGGAUGGUGACGGAGGUGAGGAUGGUGACGGAGGUGAGGAUGAUGCUUCAUUUGCCUCGGAGCAUUCCGAUGAUGAAGAUUUGACGGAGGUGUCAAUUUUACGUGCGGUGCAAGUGUUGGCCAUUCGUGCAAACUUUCGUAUUAGCCGUAUGGACGCCCAUGACUGGUACCAAAGUUUUGUCAUCUAUGUGGCGCUCGAGGGGGAAGUACAAGAGGAAGGAAAGGAUUUGGUACUCGCUGGACCAUGUGGGAUACUACAGGCUUACGGUGCCUUUUGCUUGGAGGUUUUCACAGAAGACCUGGUUUUCACAGAAGACGAUGAGGGGUCUUCUACUGAUGAUGAGGGGUCUUGGGGCGGUCAUUUCCGCCGAGGCUGGGAUGUUACUGAGCCUGAUGAAGUUGAGGAAUUCACACAAACCAUCUAUGGAGGCCUUGGCCGCAAGUUGGAGAUCACAUACUUGGUGAUUCCGGAAGCAGUUGAGACCUAUGUUGAGGUCAGGUUGAACCUCAAAGACUUCGGUUCGAGAAGCCGCUCUGUGUAUGGUAGCGUCAAGGCAAUUGCCAUUGACUAUGGGAGCAAAAGUGUCAAUCUCUUCAGUUUUGAACGAGGCAGUAGCUUGUCCCUGCCCUGUGGUUCCACGUGCAUUCUUCCACUGGGACCACACAUGAUUGCAUUGCCUUAUGAUAGCAAGUACAAACUCCACAUAGAGGUGGACCUAAGAGUAAUCACAACCUGUGACAGCCAAGAAGAGGACAAGAAUUUGAAAUUCUGUCUAGACUGCAGCCGUAGAAUUAGGAGUGAAGAAAGUCUAGAGUUACCCCGUAGAAUUAGGACUCAAAAAAGAGAAUUCGAUGGUGAUCAAGUUGAAGUGAAGGUCAUCUGGGUCCUAGAAAAAUUCUUCUAG
Molecule: messenger RNA, 1138 nt
Organism: Triticum aestivum (bread wheat)
Lineage: Eukaryota; Viridiplantae; Streptophyta; Magnoliopsida; Poales; Poaceae
Exons: 4
Coding region: 158-1138 (326 amino acids)
Source: RefSeq, a predicted model, not a curated record